Stegastes partitus (bicolor damselfish) is the source of this 1847-nucleotide messenger RNA. RefSeq names its product myocilin-like. Gene Ontology annotation, cellular component: Golgi apparatus. NCBI's taxonomy places the organism in Eukaryota, Metazoa, Chordata, Actinopteri, Pomacentridae. The record is from RefSeq and is a predicted model, not a curated record. Bases 148 to 1530 code for a protein of 460 amino acids. The transcript has 3 exons. Gene Ontology annotation, biological process: signal transduction; osteoblast differentiation.
CUGACCUGCACUGACCAGGGAUACUCAGGUGGGAAGAGCUUAGGAAAGCAAAACCGAGAGUAGCAUUUAAACAGGACACGAGGAGGGGAAACUACUUCAACUCUGCAAAUUUCCUCAAAACCAGAAGACUCAGUCAGAUCCUCCAGAAUGUGGUUCAGAGUGUCACUCCUCAGUUUGUCCUGUUUAGCUGUGAUCAGCCAGAGCCAGGCCCAAGACCAAGCCUCACUCCGCCGCUCCAAUGACCCGACCGGACGCUGCCAGUACACCUUCUCCGUGGCCAGUCCAGAGGAGUCCAGCUGCCCCGGAAGCGGCGCAAAACCAGAGAUAGAUGGAGUCCUGUCCCGGGUCACCCUGCUGGAAGCUUUGGUCAGCAGGAUGAUAGCAGGAGAGGACGGAGGCAUCGGGAGCGGGGUCGGGGAUAAAGGCCAAGAGGGUCUCCAGGAGGCUUACUCCCAGGUUACAGGGGAAAAAAACCAGCUGCAGCAGGACAAGGAGCGUCUGAACAAGCAGGUCCAGGAUCUGCAGAGGAGGCUGGAGGAGCUGAGCCAGGAGGCAGAGAGCCUCAGGCAGCAACCCUGCCAGCAGACGCACACCUCAGGGGGAGCUCAGCAUGGAAACAGGCCUGCCAAUGACCCUGGGUAUGAUUUCGGGAACGGUGCCUAUCAGGAGAUGAAGGCUGAGGUGACAGAGGUCCCAGCAUCCCACCUCCUUCCUGUCAGAAAUCACAACUUCACAGGCUGUGGAGAGCUACUGUCGGUGGCAGAUCCUGUGAUGCACAGGAAAGCUGAUGGCAUCACAGGGAAGUACGGAGUUUGGCUACAGGAUCCAGAGCCUCAGGGUCCUGAAUACACCAACAAGACCGUGAUGCGCAUCGAUGCAGUGGGUAAAGAUGUGCGUCAGCUCUUCGUUUAUGAAGACAUGGAUCAGUUCGCCAAAGGCUUCCCUAUGAAGGUCCUGGUUCUGCCCGAGCCUGUGGAGAGCACAGGAGCAACCCUGUACCAAGGCUCCUUCUACUACCAGCUCAGACGCAGCCGCACUCUGAUCCGAUACGACCUGGCCUCCGAGAGCGUGGCGUCGCGCAUCGACCUGCCUAACGCCGGCUUCCACGGCCAGCACCCUUACUCCUGGGGCGGCUACACCGACAUCGACCUGGCAGUGGACGAGCAGGGUCUGUGGGCCAUCUACAGCACCACCAAAGCAAAGGGCGCUAUAGUGAUCUCCCAGCUGGACCUCAAGAGCCUGGAGGUGAGGAAGAGCUGGGAGACCAACAUCAGGAAGAACACAGUGGCCAACGCUUUCAUGCUGUGCGGACGUUUGUACACGGUGGCCAGCUACACCGCGCCCAACACCACCAUCAACUACGUGUUCGACACGGCGACCGGCGUGGGACAAGCCGUGUCCGUGCCCUUCAAGAACAAGUACCGCUACAACAGCAUGGUGGACUACAACCACGGCCAGAGGAAGCUGUACGCCUGGGACAACUACCACAUGGUCACCUACGACGUCCGACUGGGCCGAGCCAGCAGUUAAAGACGACCGCUGCUUACGGGACUGUACCGGAACAAGGCAAUGAGAUGAAACAAGCAAUCACGUCAGUCGGUCAGAUUAUUGCAAGACUCUGUUAUUUGUGUUUUUGAGUUAUGAAAUCUAUUUUUUAUGAGUAUUGUAAAUAAGAUGUGCUAUGACAACAAAGAAGUAUUCAACAGGCAGAUCAGCGUUGCUAUGUAAUAGCCAAUGAUGAUCCCAGUAAUCGUAAACAGUAACCAUGAUGCAAUGACGGAAUAUUUUUGUAAUCUGUUAAUAAAUGUUCAUGUUAUUUAAGUUCUCAAUAAAAUUUGUAAAAAGGA